AAUCAGUUACGGUUGAAGCCACAAGAACGAGCGAGCUGUUGAAUGUGGAAUUGUAUCCGAUUUUCUGCGGAAUAUUUAAUAUCGAUAUUGUUUUAUCACCUCGAGAACCAGUAUACAGAUGCUACGCUAUAGGUCAAUACGAUAGCGCUAGCCGGCCAAUGUAGCGGCAGGCCACGGCGCGCAUGAAACCAUACUCGAUGGAUUCAAAUCAAGGUUUCCUGUAAGGUGUCCUCCCGCUGCCUCUUCGGAUAUAUCAUUUUAAGAAACUAGCACGGAAAUCUCGUAUUUUGUCGAGCCAAACGAAAAAAUUACAUUGUCUUAAGUUCAGAAAUAAAGGAAUAAUUUCAGAUGCUGGGAUGACACGCUCACUGUCCGAGGAUAUCUGAGGAUAGCACCGUAUUUACUUUUGAUGCAACUGGCAAGCAGUACUUGCCGUUUGCUCAUUAUAAGAUAGUUAUUUCCCGGGCCAGGUAGAGGCCAUACCUUCUGGAUCUAUGGCGUCCGGAUCUAUACGUUGUGUUGCUUAGGAUAUCAUUCGUGUUGAUUUUUGUGCCUAGGAAAUUUGGAUGCAUGUCUACAGAGAAUGGAUUACAGGCGAUCAGCCCGCUACGGAGACUGUCUAUCUUAUCACUGCGGUCGCGCAACUCUGUCCACGUUUCCCAAGAUGAGAUCCUGCUCUUAGAUGACUGUAGACGGAUGGUGAAAGACGUUAACAAAAGCAUUGCGGCCUUCAAGGUGAUGUUGCAGAAUAUAGGAACGGGGGAGCAUGACACGCCAGAACACAGAGAAGACAUUCGGAAGGUGCGACGGAAAGCUCUCGAUUUCUGCCGGAAAGCCAAGACGAGAAUGCUACCUGCUGUCCGCAACACUUCCCAAGAACAGAACAAAGACCUCUAUAGAUAUUUCAACCAGCUGAUACACUGUAUGCAAAUUUUCGUUAUUGAGCUGAAGAUCUCCUUUCGCCUGUCGAAGCAGUUUCCAGUGAAGCUCGAGGAGAAGCCACCGGCUGAGAAGACGCCUCUCCAAACAGGUAUGCCCAUAGCUGGCGAACAAAUUCAGAUCAAAAUCAGUGACACCUCCAAUGAGAUCGUGACGUAUGAUGAGAUCCCCAGUAUAGAUGACCUUGACCCUAUGAUGGAACCUGCUGAUUAUGAUGACCCAGAGUUAGGCAGGAUUAGCAAGGAAACUAGGGAACUGCUUGAUUUGUUCUGUGAUAUCGAUGACCUUAUACCAAAUACACAAAUUCCAGACGACUUAGAUUUAACUGGUGAGCUCCAAGGACGGAAGGUGAAAACAAAGCCUCGUGACCUCAUCAAGAAAAGCAAUCGCCUCAUGUCGUGUUGUACGUGCACUCGAGAUUAUAUAUGAUCCGACCUUCAGAACUAUCAUACAUACAUUGUAUGAGAGAGUUUAAGCAUAGUCCUGGUUGAGACCUACGUCAACGUUGUUAAGCCUUGGCACAAACCUACGUUUGCUUUCGUAAUAAUGGCAAUGAAUACGUCAGAUAGUAUUAUUGCUUAAUUUACACAAGCAUGAUUGGUUCCUGGUGUCAACAGUUUGCUCACUUUCAACAGCGAUGAUAGGCUAACACCGUAGUCGUUCUAUAGGACGUUGCGAAACCUCUCUUUUGUGACGUAGACCCUCAAGACAGAAAUAAUAUGCGGUUUUAGAACUAAUAGAUGAAAUAUUUUGCUAUGAAAUGUUCAGAUGUAUGAUAUUUAAUGUAAUGUGUGUUAAAAAUGUGGGCACGACAGCAUUGCAGUUGGAACCAUCACAAGUAGGAGCUGAACCCCCAAGGGUUGGGACUUGAGACUUCCGGAACACAGUAGCUAUUAGGGAGGUUAAGAUUUCGAUAAGAGAACGAGGAAGAGGUCCGUGGCAUUUUGUCGAUGGAUAUCGCGUUACCUGUUGUCAGAAACGCACUUUCACUUUGUGAAACUUGACCUGCCUUCUGCCCAACCCUUAACCCUUCGCCACGAUGGCUGGGAUGUGCAUCAUCACACAGUGUUACAGGCGUUACAAUAGAGACAUCUAUAUUUCAGAAACGAAUUGAUCUCGAUGAUCGAUUAUUACAUAGCAGCUUCAGCUAAAUUGUAAAGCUACACAAAGCGAUUUGCACCAAAAGUACGUUAACCAAAUCAUUAUUUGAAACGAUGUUGACGGGCUGUUUCAGCAUUUCUCUACAUGAUCAACAGACUGCGCUAUUUCUUUUGCAGUAACGUUCUCUGUUGCUUCCCGUAACAAGAUGAUAAUAGUAUAAAUGUUGUCAUUUAAUACAUGUACAUGUAUGUUAAUUAAAAGCAAUAUCGUAUUUUGUUGUAUCUUAUAAAGCAGAGAUGCUUCCUUUCAAGAGCUACAACCAGCUGUACUCUAUAUCAGAAUGAGGCAAUGUACAGGUUUACAUAUUUUUUUAAUGAAAUGAAACAGAGCUGUCGUUCGAAUAGUGUGAACUCUGCUUCGUUAUAAGUCUAAGGAACGCGCCGAGAUACAUGUAUAGGUGGAUUUAUCACCGUCAAACCGAACCCAAAAAUGGGCCAUCAUAUGUAUGAGAGAUGCUUCCCGAAUAUCAAACUGUUGUCAAGCUUGCAACUUACUGAAUAGAAAUAGAAAUCGAUCAAGAAAUACUUCCAUUGCCAGAGAGUGCAGAGGAAUGGGAUGUAUGGGGAAAAACUUGUUACCUAGUGAACGAUAUGCCUGUGGCGUAAUAAGUUGGAAAUGGAAGUGCAUUUUUGACAUUUGCUAGGCCUACUUCAGAGGCAAAAUCUUGCUAGGGUUGAGUGGCCGAUUUUAGAGUUAUCAUAGAUUUGUUAUAGAGUUAUUCUACCACACGUAUCUGAUGGUAACUCAGUAUAUCUACGGUGUAUAUACUUAUAUGACAUUUGCUACCUUCAGUGGCAAGAUCUUGCUAGGGGUGAGUGUAGGGGUAAAUGGCCAAUUUUAGAGUUAUUUGUCUACAGUACGUAUCUGAAUGUAGCUCAGUAUACAUACGGUGACCAUAGGGAUCACACUUAUGAGUUUAUUUUUUCAGUUAAACACUGGGUGAUGCUUCUCAAAAUGCCGGCAUUUGAGAAAGGAUAUACAAUUAUCGUUUAGGUAUGCUUGUACAAUAAAACAAUAUAGUAUAAAUCAAAAUGUAAAUUUCUAGCUUUAUAACUAUCAGUGUGUAUAUUAAAAAAAGAUACGCGAACUCGUAUCCUAAACUUGUAUCGUAUUCGUUGGCCUAUUGACUGUAUAUGAACAAAGCCUCUGGUAACUUUUAAUGUUGUGAGAUAACUUAACUUGUUUACAUUCGCUUGAUGUUUUAAGAUGCAUCACGAUAUAUACCUCAACAACUUACCGGUCAUUGAACCAGUUUCUCGAUACUCACCCUUCUGCGAACAAGUAAUAUAUUAUUGCAAGUUUGAGCUCUGAUUUCAAAUCGAUCACAUAGAUGGCUAACUCUAAGCUCUACAUUGUAUUUGCAAACGCUCGGCAUCGUUUUAAUCAAAUAUACCUUGCCAUAAUAUAACUAACAAAUUUGACGUAGCAACAUGACCCUUUUCAUCAGAGGCGCAUGAUGGAUAGUUCACAUUUAAGUCGUGUCGAAAAUGAGGCACCGGGCCUGUUCGCGGCCUCCUUGUCUCUAAUGUCUACAUGUACAUACAGUCUAUGGCACAAGUUUAUCUUCACCGUGGAUGUACAUGUAUGCGCCAGAUACAGGGUUUUAGGAAGUUGGCCCCAUUUCGCUUGUCUCUGGUCAGUUUGUCGUGCAAAAAACAUUAUUCUCAGUUUGUCGCGCAAAAAGCGUUAUUUCUAAAAUAAAUGGGCACGAUAGUAGCCCAUUAGUAGCCUUCUUUUGGGGACAAAGUAUUGGUUUAGCACUGUAGGGUCUGGUCGUCAAUUCUCGAAGGGAAAAUCUCACUUUUCCAGGGCUAGGUUGGUUUCAAUUGCUACGUGUUGUGACAAUUGCAUCAAAGUUUCAAAUAUAAUGUAAAAACCCACAGUGUAUUGUUUUGAUUGGUCAGGGCUACCCUGAUCUCAGUCAGUGGUAAAACCUUAGGUCCGUAUUUUGGAGUUACAUUUUCCCACCUAGUGAAGCUAUUCUAAAGUGACACAGAAGACGUACCACUUGCAUAGCUAGCUAGUCAGUCAUAAAAUAGUGCGGAAAAUAAUUUCAUCAUACGUUCAUCAAAAAGACUUUGGAACGACGUCGAGUUUUACCAAAUCAUUGCUGGUGUGUUCAUAACACAUUAAACCACCCAUUGCCGUUAAAAUAUUUUGGUGUUAUCUCCUAACAGUAGCAGUUUAUUAAGUAUUCAACUACUUCUUCAGCAACGCGAUUUUAGGGAGGUUCCACUGCAGUUAAACGCCAAGUUAAAGUUAACGUUUAACUUUGAACCAUGGCCAAAAUUGUAAAUCGGCCGUUAUGAUCAAUAGACUCGCGAACCAUCAGUUUUAUCUGCUUGAUUAGCCAAAAUGAUGAUCAUGUAAACAAU
Messenger RNA from Lineus longissimus, 4475 nucleotides. RefSeq lists its product as uncharacterized. The coding region runs from base 571 to 1368 and encodes 265 amino acids. The transcript has 6 exons. The record is from RefSeq and is a predicted model, not a curated record. Lineage: Eukaryota; Metazoa; Nemertea; Pilidiophora; Heteronemertea; Lineidae. Gene Ontology annotation, cellular component: neuron projection. Gene Ontology annotation, biological process: G protein-coupled receptor signaling pathway.